Trichoderma reesei QM6a is the source of this 738-nucleotide messenger RNA. RefSeq lists its product as uncharacterized. Gene Ontology annotation, cellular component: fungal-type vacuole membrane. The annotation marks the transcript as partial. The transcript has a single exon. The record is from RefSeq and is a predicted model, not a curated record. Lineage: Eukaryota; Fungi; Ascomycota; Sordariomycetes; Hypocreales; Hypocreaceae. Gene Ontology annotation, biological process: intracellular manganese ion homeostasis. Gene Ontology annotation, molecular function: iron ion transmembrane transporter activity; manganese ion transmembrane transporter activity.
UCAGAAUCAUCCCCUCUACUACCCGCAGAGCCUGCCAUAGAGCGGCCCUGGGACAACAAGUCCAUCAUUCAGCCCGACUCGUCCUCAAUAACCUCGUCUGUAUCCUCAAGCAUGGACCUCACAGACGUCCUCCGCGAUGUCAUCAUCGGCUUCUCAGACGGCCUGACAGUGCCAUUCGCCCUCACGGCGGGCCUCUCCAGCCUCGGCAGCACAAAGCUCGUCAUCAUGGGCGGCAUGGCCGAGCUCUUCUCCGGCAUGAUCAGCAUGGGCCUGGGCGCCUAUCUCGCCGCCGUCACCGAGCGGGACCACUACAACUCGGAGGAGCAGCGCGAGCUCAGCCUCGUCGACUGCAGCCUGCCCCAGGAGCAGCGAGACGACAUCUUUUGCAUCUUGGAGCAGUACAACAUCUCCCGGCAGGCCGCCGCCCCCCUGGUGGAGGAGCUCUGCAAGAACCGCGAGCAGUGGAUUCGCUUCCGCAUGGACUUUUCGCUGCGCCUUGAGAAGCCAAACAUUCACCGUGCCUGGAUCUCUGGCCUCACCAUGGGUCUAAGUUACUUCGUCGGCGGCCUGAUUCCCAUGAUUCCGUAUUUCGUCAUGAGCAAGGUUGGCGACGCCCUCUUCGUCUCCAUUGCCGUCACGGUCGUCAUCCUCCUAGGCUUUGGAUACGUCAAGAAUUACGUCGCCAUCAGGAACCACAGGGCUGGUCUAUGGGGCGCUAUUCAGACGCUGAUCAUAGGC